Molecule: messenger RNA, 1191 nt
Organism: Marchantia polymorpha subsp. ruderalis
Lineage: Eukaryota; Viridiplantae; Streptophyta; Marchantiopsida; Marchantiales; Marchantiaceae
Source: the annotation of a GenBank genome assembly
UAUAAACUGCCACCCGUGAUAAGCUGACAUCGCUGACUGUGAGGAGGCGCGCAUCUAGUCAUUCCUCGGGGAGUGGUGUGGAUGGCGCGGAGGCGGCCUAGUUGCAAAACGGCUGUAUUCAAAUACUCUUCCCGCGUCUGGCAAACUCUCCUUCUGCAUUUUGCGCUACGCCGUCUUUUCUCCGCGAUUUGAUUUCUGUGUGACUCUCUUGUGCGACUCUCUCUUUCUCUCUCUCUCGAUCGACAAUGGCGGGCCCAAGGAAGAGGUCCAAUGAAGCAUUGAAUCCAAAAUCUGCCAACCACGGAAUACCUUCAGGUCUCGAAAAGGAAGGUCGGGCCGACAUUUCUGAGUUUGAAGUAUAUCCAGAACUCAAGAGUGAUAUCGAUAACAUUCUCGCAGCUCUACAACAAGUUCAACAAAGGACCAUUUCAGAUGGACAGAAGAAGAGCGAAGAGUUACUUGACAGUACCGCAGGUGAGAUCAUGUCCAUGAUACAGCAAGCGAAGGAAAACAUGGAAACUGAAAGGGAAACUCUUUCAAAACAGACCUCAAAACUUUGCAAGGAAUAUGAUGCAGCCUUGAAAGCUGAAGCUACCAAGUAUAAGGCAGCGUAUGCAGCUUUCUGUGAGGCAAAAGACUCACAUUUACAAGCUUACGAAGACAUCUUUGCAAAAUUCGAAGAUUGUAAAGAACAGCUUCUGAGUAAAUUUGAUCAACUACGAAAGAAGGAGAAAGGCGCUUAUGCUAAUCUACAGCAGAUCUGCACACAAAAAUUCGAUCAAGCGGAACAAUCGAUUAAAAAAAUGAAGCAGGAAGAGAGAUCCUUUCAAAUGCUGAAAAAGUCCCUGGGGACUAUCUUAGUAGGUAGUUCUGAUGAUGAAGCCGAUGAUACUGUAUACGGUUGAAACCUGGCUCGGGUACAACGUCCUUAUAUGCCGAAUAUUAGCUACAACAGAGGACAGAGUUUCGAUCCAGAAAGUGAAAACGAACUGGUGGCUAAGUCUUUCAUAAAUUUACAAUUCUGUAAAGAUCUACAUCAUACCAGUUAUCAUUCCCUACUGAGACUAGGAGUGAUGAACAUGUGUGAAGAAAUGAUGAAAUGCAGAAGUCUGCACCAGCAUUGCAAACUCUUGUCUUCUCUUGUUUCUCCCAUUCUUCCAUCUCCAAUUUUGCAAAAAAACAAAGCAUUUA